AUGCAGGAGGAUGAAUUGGAGCUUUUGGUAUCUCACGAUAGAGGUUCUUUCAGGACUGCCCAGUUUCCUUUUACUGUUCCAAACAGGGAGUUCUACAUUGCCGAUGCGUCCGAGGAACAGGUCUUUGUCUGCGUCCAUCAUCAGAACCUACAGACCAAUCUCUACAUCUCUGAGGCUAGGGGUGUAGAAUUCGCUCUCUCUCUCAUGAACAUCUCCUACUAUAACCCUGAAGGUGUGGGCAAAGACACGUGGCUAAGCCGGUAUGCCGAUGAACCCUUUGCAGACUUCCACAAGGUUGACGGACUGCGUGGGAUCUAUGCGGCCAAUGUCCUCCUGAACACCGACUCCUCAUCCUCUUACACUGCUGAGAACAUGGCUACGUAUGGUACCUUUGAUAAGGGUGGAGAAUGGUUCCCGGUCCCUGCUCCUGAGAAUGAUGUUGACGGCCAUCCAUACAACUGUAACCCUUUGGAAGGAUGUUCUCUACAUCUCUCUCAGAGGUUCAGUCAAUUAGCUCCAGGAUCUCGCACCAUCCCAAUUCUGUCCAAGUCCUCGGCUCCUGGUCUCAUCCUGGCUACGGGUAAGGUCGGCAAGACCCUUCUUGGAAACGAAACAAUGGAAUUUAACGUCUACCUCUCUGCAACGGCUGGGGCUUCGUGGUAUGAGGUGUUGCGUGGCAAUCAUUUCUUUGCAUUUGGAGACCAUGGUGGUGUGGUUACUGCUGUAGAACAGAGAGGAGAUACAAAUGCUGUCAAAUACAGCGUGAAUGAAGGAGAGACCUGGCACUCUGAGGCUUUCUCAGAAUCGAAGAUCUAUGUUUAUGGAUUGAUGACUGAACCAGGAGAAAAGAGUCUAACCUUCACGGUCUUUGGAUCCGAGACUGAAACACACUCGUGGCUUAUUGUACAAAUCAACUUCAGAAAUGUCUUCUCUACCGUCUGUGGGGACGAUGAUUACAAGCAAUGGUGGCCAGGUGAAGAGUUCCCUGAACAUAGCUGUCUGUUAGGUAGGAAGACCAUCUAUGAAAGGAGACGCGUUCAUUCAGACUGCUUCAAUGGACGGGACUACGACAGACCAAUCUCUUCUGUCAACUGCUCCUGUGAUAGAGAUGAUUUCGAGUGUGAUUUUGGCUUCAUGGAGAAUGAGGGUAACAGCUAUAUCUGUGAGAAGGAUCCAGAAGACGAGAGGGAUCCUACUGUUCAACCGGACCCCUGCCCUGAGGAUACAUUCUGGAGGAGGUCAAAGGGAUAUCGUAAAGUGGAAGGGGAUACUUGCAAAGGAGGUGAUGAGAAAUACUAUGAGGCUGAUCAAGUGUCAUGUCCCGUUGCAGAGAGCGCAGAGUUUAUUUUGUAUGCCGAACGCACAGAGAUUCACCGAUACUUCCUCAGUGAUGGCAUCAAUGAACGACUGCCGAUAGACAACCUGAAACUAGCUACGGCCGUCGACUACGACGUCGACCAUGAUUGCUAUUACUAUGCAGAAGACACCUUCCAUGAAAUACAUAGAUUCUGUCCUGGACUCAUUGAAGACCAGGAUCGAAGCAUCGUCAGCGGCCAUCUUGAUAUGGUUGAAGGUCUUGCCUUUGAUUGGCUUGCUGAUAAUCUAUACUGGGUGGACUCCGAAUCUGAUCACAUCGAGGUCGCACGCUAUGAUGGCCGCUUCAGACGCGUCCUUCGUAUAGAUGCUACGCUAGAUCAACCAAGAGCGAUUGCUCUAGACCCCAAGAGAGGAUACAUGUACUGGACUGACUGGGGAGAACAUCCUUACAUCGCCUCUGCUCACAUGGACGGUGCAAAUGUUACCAUGUUGAUCACUACAGGAGUCUACUGGCCGAACGGCUUGGCCAUCGAUGACCAAUCCAGCCACAUCUUCUGGACCGAUGCCCACUUUGACCGCAUCGAGUCGGCGUGGUUGGACGGCUCGCAUCGUGUAGUCUUACGCGACCAAGACACCCCGCAUCCUUUCUCCAUCGGCGUUUACAAGAACAAGAUAUACUGGGAUGACUGGUCACAGUUGAGUAUCCAGUCGGCCAAUAAGUAUAAUGGAGGUGAUGUCCAGACGGUGGUACGUAACAUGAGCAGUGCUAUGGAUCUUAAAAUCUUCCACAAUGCAUCGCAACAGGGUGUGAACCCGUGUUCUUCACACAACGGAGGCUGCACCCAUCUAUGUAUCGUGAAACCGGAUCCGAUAGACCCUGAUGCAGUGACGAGGGUGUGUCUGUGUCCAGAUAACAUGAAGGUUGUUAUUACACCUGACGGGAGAGAGGAAUGCCAGUGUGAGGCGGGGGAGAAAUUGAAUGUUACCUCGGGAUAUUGUGUUACCCAGGGAGUUACUUGUGAGCCCGACCAGUUCCAGUGCUCUAACUCUGACCGAUGUAUCCCCAUCAUGUGGAAAUGUGAUCGUGAAAGUGACUGUACAGAUAAUUCAGAUGAACUCAAUUGUCCCUACUACACGUGUAAGGCAGGAGAGGAGUUUACCUGUAAGACUGGCUCUAGAUGUAUCCCUAACAAUUGGAUUUGCGAUCACUAUGACGACUGUGGCGAUGGUUCUGAUGAAGAAGACUGCGAAUGGGGUACAUGUGAUCCAGACCAGUUCCAAUGUGAUAACCAGAGGUGUAUUCCUGAGAGCUAUGUUUGUGAUUUGGACAAUGAUUGCUGGGAUAACUCAGAUGAAAGGGGCUGUGAAAUAACAAAUAUACCAACGACGCGACCAGCUGGAUGCAAUGACAAUUACACCCAGUGUGAACCUGACGGUCGCUGCAUACCAUAUACGUGGAUCUGCGAUGGUGACAACGAUUGUGGAGACAACUGGGACGAACAAAACUGCAGCACCAGUAGCUGCAAUCAAUACCAGUUUACCUGUGCAAAUGGCGGAUGCAUACCAUCUUAUUGGAAGUGUGAUAACUACGAUGAUUGCGGUGACAAUAGUGAUGAGAUUGACUGUCCAACUACCACGAUGUAUCCGUGGACAACCUCAAACCCGUUUGAUUGUGAACCUGGUUACUUCCAUUGCAUGAACGGAUCUCAAUGUAUACCUUUCACCUGGAAGUGUGAUAAUUACCGGGAUUGCCCGGACGGCUCCGAUGAAUACGAUUGUAUUUAUAACAACACUACCCCUCUCUACCCCGAUACGUGCGGUUGGGACAGCUAUGUGUGUGACAAUGGACAGUGUAUCCCAAGAGAUUGGGAAUGCGAUAACUAUCAGGACUGUGCAGAUAACAGUGACGAGGAUCAUUGCUCAACUACUACAAUGAUGCCAUACACCACUGAUGAAACACCUCAAUGCGGGUUCUUGCGAGUUCCGUGUGGCCCAGGAGCCACGCCUCGCUGUGUCUGGCAGUGGCUCGUCUGCGACGGUGACAAUGAUUGUUCAGACGGGGAAGAUGAGGCUCACUGUGGAAGUCCGAGGCCAACAACCACCAUUCCUGUACCGACUACAGUCACCCACUGCUCAGGAGGUUACUUCAAAUGUGACAAUGGUCAGAAGUGCAUACCACGGACAAAACGGUGCAAUGGAGAUUAUGACUGCUCGGAUCUCAGCGAUGAGAUCGGAUGUCAAACAAGUACAUCUGCCCCUACUGAACCACCAAAUAUAUGCGGCUUUGGUCAGUUCUUCUGUCAUUACCGUGCCAAUUGUGUUGAUGAACUGAAGCAUUGCGAUGGAAACACAAACUGCGUUUUGGAUGAAGAUGAAGUAGGUUGCAAUGGUACCUAUACAGUACAACAGAUGGACGUUGGAAUUGGAUCGAACAUCAUGUCUGCAACGGUAGAGUACUCCCUUCCUCUCGUACCAGCUCAGUUCCAAGUAUGGCUCUAUAAGAGGGAAGCUGAUCCUUUGGCUGAUCAACCUGGUCAUGACCUGCCAUCUCCAACCAUCUUCAAGCAACCGUUCCUGGCCGACAGCGGAGGACGUCAGUCACACACAUGGACUAACCUCAAAGCAGAGACAGACUACGUAUUCACUGCCUGUAUUUACGUCGAUAGUACAGAGUUCAACAAACUUCCCUUGAUCUCAUACAGGACGCCAGCAGAUGCCAGGGUUAUUCCAACACCAAGCAGUGUUCAUGCCGUCCUGAAAGUUGAGCAGGCUUUGUUGAUCGUCAAUGUUACGUGGAAUUACAACACGCCUGGGGCUUUGUUUGAGGUAUUUUACCGUGCGGACCAGUCAGAUGUUAUUGUAUCAGGUGGCCUGACAAAGAAGAAGUAUUUUGAGAUAUACCACCUUGAAGAAGACAAAAUGUAUUAUGUGUCGGUAUCUGCUGAGGUCGAUGGAGUGACCGGGAAUCGCAGCUCAGAAGUUUCAGUUUUUGUUGGCAGAGGUACCAUACAGCAUCCCCCAACCAACCUGUCCAUUAGCAAUGUGAAAAAAGACAGUGUGGAUCUUAGGUGGUCAAGACCAAAUGAACCAUCGGAAAUACAAAUAAAUGGUUAUAUGGUGUAUGCUACAGUGAGCUCAGAUGAAUUACCGAGAAGGAACAUGAUCAAUUCAACUAAGACCAGUGUUACUGUUUCCAAUCUGUGUCCCGGUCUCCCGUACGUCUUUGAGAUCGCUGCUUACAACAAUCUAGGGCGGGGUUCCCUCUCUGCACCCAGGGAAGGCAAGACAAUAGGCACUCCAUACACCAAACCACAGAACCUGACUGCUACGGUCUUAUCAAAGACAUCCAUCAAACUACAAUGGCGUGAACCUAUUAGCAAGCCAGACGGCAAAGUGGUUUAUGAUAUUGCGUAUAACGUAGGAAAUCCGACUGAUUUCAGCAUCCAUACAAAUGAGCUCUCAUACACCAUUACUGGUUUGCUGCCUGAUGUAACAUAUCAAUUGGCCGUCAGACUAGCAGUCACGUGUGAGAACGCACCCUUUGCCGUCGUACACGCAAUCACACAGUAUGAUGUGACGUUACCACCCCGAUACUUGCUAGUGCAGCAUAGUGACUUCCAGUCCAUUACAGUGCGAUGGACCUCACCGAGAGACUUCAUGCCUACGCCAAUCGAAUAUAUUUUAUUCUACUGGAACACAUCACAACCUACAAAUCGCCACAAUAUCACGGUCCCUGCCACAUCUGAUAAGACCAUCUCUAAAGAGGUAUCUAACCUAGUUCCUGGAGCCAACUAUUCCUUUGAGGUACAAGCCAAAGCACCGUCAGCUCGUCGCAGUGGACAAGUAGCCUCAACUACUAAACGUCCUUCCGUGCCAACUGAAUUCCUUGCUAUCUCAGAGAAUGGUAUCAUCCAUGUUUACUGGGGACCUGCUGAAGAUACAUGGAAUAAAUCAUUGGGCUUCGCUGUUCGUAUUCAGAGAUUGAAAGACUUGUUCCCAGGUCAAGAGGAUAUCUCCUUGAUACCAGAUGACGCUCGAGAAAGGGUGCAGAACAAUGCCUCUCUUUGGACUAUUAUUGGAGGAAUACAAACUUAUCAUUAUGAGUUCUCUGCAGAUCUUAAGCCUGAUCUCUACGCAAUAACCAUUAGUGUUGAUCAGUACAUGGGAUACUAUGGUGAAGUGGCUACAAUGCAAAAAGCAAGCCAAGGAAAAGGUGCUCCACCUCCCAAAGCCAUAUCUAAGAACCAAGCUCUCUACGCCGGCAUUGCUGUCGGGCUUGUGGUCAUUGUCCUCAUCGUCAUCGUGGUCUACUUCGCUGUCCGACAUCGUCGACUACAGCAGAGCUUCAUGUCCUUCGCCAACAGUCACUACGAUACCAGGUCAGGAACUGCCACGUUUGCCACGAAUGAAGACGACGAUGGUGGAGACUUAGAAUUAUUAGCUGAGCUUCAAGGUUCGGAUGAAGAUCAGCCGAUGAUUCGUGGUUUCUCCGACGAUGUGCCUCUUGUUAUUGCCUAAAACCUUCAACAGAAAUAACUCGUAAAAGAGAUUUAAUCAGGAUUUAAUUGUUUGAUUGAGAUGUAGUCAUUUGUGUAGAGUGUACAGAGAAGGGUUUGUUUACACUGCCUAAAUAGUCAUAUCUUCCCUGGGUCCAGAGCACUGUGUUUGACAAAAAGAGACUGAGAAUAUUGCACAGUAUGAACACUCUUUUCUUCACCAUAUUGUCUGGUAAUGGAAUUCUUCAGGUCAAUGUUCACAGACGGAUUAUGAAAUGCUUAUUGAGGAUUGGUAUAAAUAUGCUAGGGAUAAAGUACAGAAAACAUUUAACAUUACUGCAAUUCUAAUGAUGCACAAUUGAAAAUAAAUAAUAUGGCUCUGUUUGCCACAAAUUGAAACAGAAAGAGAAAUAGUGCUAUUCGCUCAAGAAAUGUGACUAAUUAGACAGUGUAUUUCAAGCUUAAAUAUUUUUCCUUCUUUUUUUUUGGAACACAGAUAUAUAUAUAUAUUUCUUGAUGAUUUUUUAAAGAUGAUGAAUCAGUACAUUCCUAAUUGAUUUAGUGAAAUAAAAAUAAUUGUGAUUUUGUAUUGCUUUUUGCAGAUUUUCUUGUAUUGUUUUUUUCUUUUAAAAAAUUCAUGUAAAUGUACUGAUUCCUGUGGUACUAGUACAGUUCUUGAUAUUCUAUUUUUAGCCAAAUUUAAAAUAAACGGAGCAAGUUGAGUACAUGCGAGUACUAUUGCAUAACAUAAAGUACUGCUUUAAGUAAUGUUCAGAAUCUUUAUUAAUUGUUACAAGUUGUGGUACUUAUUAAACUAUGGAAUGUUUCUUGAUGUUCGGGAAGAGGAAUGUGCUUUGUAUACAUAAAGGUCGUCAAAAAUAAUCAAACUUUUUCUUUUUUCUGACCAUGCAUUUAUUCCAUGGUUCAUUGCAAUCCUUUUAAGCUUGAAUUGUAUUGCAAAAGAAUGUAGAUCAAUAAUAAUUGUUUAUUGAUUUGUGUGAUUUAAUGUGAUAAAAAACAAAGUAUCGAUUCUAGCAUCAUUGAACUAGUAGGAUAUAAACAUAAAGAUUAUUAUAGCAUCAAAAGUACUAGUAUAUGUAUACUUUGUGUGAAAUCCCCAAUUUCUUGUUUUUGUUUACUUUUUGUUUUGAAUUUGAAGUUUAAUUUGUUGUCCUUAUUGUAAUUUUGUUGUCCUUAUUGUGUUAUUCACAUUAUUUUUUGUGUUUAUAUUUCAGAUAAUUAUCUAUUUUUUUCCUCUUCAUUUUUUGUAUAUACAUGUAUUUACCCAGAUUUUUAAGAAUAAAAAAAAAUUCUUGUCAUUGAUAAAAAAAAUGAAAUAAAUGUGUUUGUGAUUAGGAGUAAUAAAAAAAAUCAGCAUAAGAUUUGAGAGAAGUUUAACUCACAUUUAGAGAAUGGUUUAUGUAAAGCAAUAAUAUUCAGAUAUGGGUAGAUCUGUAUUAACUGUCAUUCAGUUAAUUUGGAAUUGCUUAUUGAUUAGGCUUGCAAUCAGAAAUGUUUUUUUAACUUUCGCUUACCAUCAAUAUUUUUCAUAGCUCGUUAACAAUAAUGAAGUGCGCUUAUAAAUUAAGUAGAAGAAUGACACUAAAAAUCAAAGGGAAAAUUUGUUUUCAAAGUGCAUCUAAAUUGCCUACCAAACAAUCGUACAAGAAUACCAGAUGUGUAUUUUUAAUUCAUGUUUGGAUUAUAUGUAGCAAUAUUGAUGUGUCAAUCAUUGUUUUUUGCCAUGUGUAAUUUGACAUAUAGGUAAAUCAAUAUUGGCCUAUCAGAGAGUUUUUCUUUACAGGUUUUAGCAGUAGCAUAUCUCUUUUUUUAAUUUCAUGUGUUGCCCCUUUCGACCCCCCAAUCCUCCCCCAUUUUUAAGCUAUUGUGAAAAAGUAACUUUAAAGAAAUAAUGGUUCUUGACAAGUUUUACUUGGAUGGUAACAUCAAGAGAUAUGCUGUGUAUAUGAACAUUAUACACACAGAUUUCUGUGUUUAUGAACAUAAAACACACACAGAUUUCUGUGUUUAUGAACAUAAUACACACAGAUUUCUGUGUUUAUGAACAUUAUACACACAGAUUUCUGUUUGAAUAAAAUAUUCAGGCCAUUCUGAUUAUAAAGCAUUUCUGAGAUAAAGCAAUAGCAUAUAACAAAUGAAAUUUGAAUCACACACAUUUCGUGGGACAUCAAAACCAUGCAGAUAGCACAUAAUGAGAUGCGAUUGGAUUAUCUUCAGCGCGUGGUCACAACAAACCCCAGACUAAAAACAGAUAUUAUGUUAUUACCAAUAACAAACCAUCGGUCCAUUAGUCUUACAAAAAGAGUUUUGAUUGAUCCAAUCAAUCGCAAACCUAUUGAAAUCCAUCAGUGUCGUAAUUUUUUUCUACUAGAAAUUUGCAUUAUGUCCAUAGUAAACAAAGGAGAACACAGCAAACUGUCAAGAAAUCAAUGAAUUCAUGGAUAUACAUGUACAUUCACAUCUAGAAAAACAUGCAUUUUAUAUGUUGACUUUGCUGGCUUUCCAUAGUUGGGAUUGAUCGCAUCAAUCGCGACUAUUUGUAAGACGGGGCCCCAGCAAUCAAGUGAAAAUUUACAAUUGAUUGCCAGACUUAUGAUUGAUUUUGGGACCCAAUACUAACUUACAACCCCCCCCCCCUAGAUAUUCUUUUUUUCUGCACUAGAGUACUUCUGAUGAAGCCUUGGUGUGUAAUAAGAGAUAUGCUACUGCUGAAGCCUGUCAUGCAGAAUUUAGUUUUAAUAUGAAGGUAUAAAGGCUGAAAGAUCCUACAAAAUUAAUUGAUUGAAUAUCGUUUUCCCCGUGGGAUCAUAAGAUACUGCCAAAUGAGAAUAAAAGAUCUAUUUUUAUCAUAAUUUUCACCAAUUGUUGAUGAGUGAUGGGAUAGGAGAACUUCAAAAGAAUGCUGUAUGAUUUUUUUUCAAGAUAUAACAAGUGGAUCAUUUUGAAACUUAUAGUGUUCAUUCAUUUUAUUUUCUAUAACUAGAUCUCACAUUUGUGUUAACUGAUUGCAUAGUUUGAUUUUUCAUAUAGUCGUGAGGAUGUACAUUUAUUACCAAUUUUGCCUACUCUAUCAAAAAGCUUUAUAUAUUUUUGUAGAUUUCACGUAUUAUGUUUUGUUACCUUAAUAUACUCCUUUCGGCUUUUCACUUGAAAUAGCGUAAAAGACGAAAAUCACUAUAAUACUUAAUGUUAUAUGACUCAGAUCUAGCUCUAGAAUUGAGUGAAUACUUGAAUACUAGUAAAUGAAAAAUCUUAUCAGAAGGGAGAUAUGUUACAAAAUGCUAAGAAAUGUGAUAUAACAGACAUUUAUUAUAUAUGAAUUACCAAGUAAUGGAUUUUUUUCUAAAUCUAUCAUUCAGUUGAAACUCCUCAUUUUCCCUGCUUACAGUUCAACAUGUAAUCAUUAUAUUCUAUGAUUAUCUCUCAUGGAAUUCAUCACUGGAAACAUGAGAAGUAUAUACCACAUUUCAGCUCUUAUUUCAUUCAACACAUUGUCAGAGCACAGGCUCUUGCAGAAAUACAUAUGAUGUUUCAAAUUCUGCAAUCAUCAUAUAAGAAACCUCAGAAUUACAUGCACAUUUCUAUUUCUUACACAGUUUCCAACAUUGUGUUUUGAUAUUUUUUAAGAUUUCUAUUGCAUUCAGCACAGGUCCCAUAUUACAUUUUCUAUCAGAAUAGAGUCAUCAUGUAUAUUGGUACAGAAUCUGUGAGAGUGGUCUUUCGUAUUAUUGCUAUUAUUGAAGCUAAAGAAAAUAUGUAUAUUUGAUUGUUAUGUUGGUAGUAAGUUUCAUACUAUUACUGUUCAGAAAUGAUUAUUUUAGUGGUAUAUUGCGGUAUAGAUUCUCUAUUCCAUUCGCUACUCAAUUGAAAUGAAGGGAUCUAUCUUUUCUAUAUUAUCAUACAAGACAGAUGAAAUAAAUACACAGGUUAUUGCUCGUAAUCUUAA
Messenger RNA from Lytechinus pictus (painted urchin), 9780 nucleotides. Its product is annotated as sortilin-related receptor-like. Gene Ontology annotation, biological process: post-Golgi vesicle-mediated transport. Gene Ontology annotation, molecular function: protein binding. The coding region runs from base 1 to 5835 and encodes 1944 amino acids. Gene Ontology annotation, cellular component: membrane; Golgi apparatus. The record is from RefSeq and is a predicted model, not a curated record. Lineage: Eukaryota; Metazoa; Echinodermata; Echinoidea; Temnopleuroida; Toxopneustidae. The transcript is spliced from 42 exons.